Molecule: messenger RNA, 6019 nt
Organism: Homarus americanus (American lobster)
Lineage: Eukaryota; Metazoa; Arthropoda; Malacostraca; Decapoda; Nephropidae
Product: tetratricopeptide repeat protein 37-like
Exons: 24
Coding region: 93-4115 (1340 amino acids)
Cellular component (GO): Ski complex
Molecular function (GO): protein binding
Source: RefSeq, a predicted model, not a curated record
GUCAGGCCAACAACACCAAUGGACGUGUGCUGGUCCCGUCUGCCAUAAGAGACGGAAAACAGGUCAUAAUUUAAUAGUUCCUCGAUAAUAUAAUGAGCGUCAUGAAUGAGGUUAAAUUUGCCCUGAGGGACGCCAAGAAGGCCAUGAAGGAGAAUGAUUUCGAGGCCGUGGCCAAACACUGUAAGACUGCACUGAAAUACGAUCGCAAGAACUACAAUGCUCUGUUGUUGUUUGGCCGAGCGUGUCAGGAACUUGGGAAGCUCGAAGACUCCAAAAAAGCCCUGAUGAUGGCAACACAAGUGGACUCAGAGAGCCCCGUGGCAUGGCAAGGUCUGGCCAUGCUGUGUGAGAAGCAACCCAACAUAAGCACUUUGGACGAGACCAUUACUAUAUACAUCAGACUCACCCACAUUAUUAAAGACGACGACGACAAAGUUGACAACGUUUACCGUAAACUGGCGGCCCUGCAACUGAAGAACGAUGAGCCGCUCAAGGCUGCCGCCACCCUGAAGCUCCUGACCACCAAGUUAAAAGACCACAAGAGGGUCCAAGAGGUGUGGAGGAGCAUCGCCCAGACGCUCUCAGGGAUUAAAGACCUCCCGGAUGAACAUGCUUCUGAGCUACAAGAGGCGCUGGAAAACGUCCUGAACGAGUCAGUCCUGGGGGAUAACGAGGGGAACUACCAACGAUACAUCCGCCUCUUGUACCAGACACGUCAACUGGUCAAGCUCGUUGAAGCGGCCCGGACCAUGGCCGAGAUAUUCCCCACAUAUUAUCCGCUUGAGUGGAUAUGUCGGAUGUACGUGCUCAUGACAACAAACCCGCAAGAGGAUGAAGAAGGAUAUCCGCUGAGUAGUGAGGAGGCUCGUACGUACAUCACCAAGCUCCUGAGGCUGAACAGAGCCUCACCUUGGGGUAACCUGGCCCAGGGUCUCGUGUACAAGGGCGAGGGUCUCUAUAUAGAAGCUAAAGCUCAUCUGAGGGUCGGCGCCGAGAGGGUCGGUAACAACCUACUACCGUGGAAGAUCCUCCUGGAGAUACAAGAGGCGACUAACGACUGGCCGGGGGUCGAGGUGUCCUGCAAGAAGUCCCUCAAGAUAAUGGAGGCGGACGAGACGAUCACCAUACCGGACGACGAGGGGUUCGAGGCGUACCGGACCAAGAUGAUGCUGACGCAGGCCAAGGCUUACGUGAUCAUGGGCCACAAGAAUCAUCUCCGACAGGCCGUGGACAUACUGGAGGAGCACGCAUACACAAGCUUGGACUGUGGACUCCUGUUAGUUAGAUCACGUAUCAAGUUACUAGAGUUUGACCAAACUGAAGAUGAAUUGUUGAAACUAGAGGAAGCUUUUGGCGAACACUCUCAGCUCAAGCUCCUGAGGGGGUGUUUGCUCCGAGCUCAGGGAGAACGACAGAAAGCUAUGCAGGUCCUAGAGGAGUUUGUCGAGGAGGAACCUAAAUCCGCCGAAGGUCAUUUGGAAUUGGGCUGCGUUUACUUCGCCACGGGAGAGCUUCAGAAGGCCCAGAUGAGCUGUAUGCGGGCCGGGAAGCUGAACCCAAAGCUCGGCGGGCCGUUCCUGUACCUUGGCCACUUCUACCGCCGGCAGGACAACAUGGAAAAGGCGGUCAAGUGCUACGAGAAGGCCCUCUCCCUUGACCCCUGUGACGACCAGACGGGGGCGGCUCUGUCGGACCUUUACAGGAUUCUCGGCAAAUAUGAAGCAAACAUCAACUUGCUUCACCGCAUCACGAAUGAAGGCGGCCGUGCUUCCUGCUGCUGGGCGUGGCUGAGGCUAGGACUGCAUCACCUAGCACUACAGAACUACGACCAGGCCAUCCAGGCAUUUCAGUGUACCCUCAAGAUCAACCCAGAUGACAGCGCGACGUUCGAGUGUCUGGGCGACGCUUACCUGGCCAGAGGGGCUCACUCUGCGGCCCUCAAGGCGUUCAACUAUGCUUCACUUCUCAACCCUGGAGCUCUGUAUCCCCUCUACCAGAUAGCUCAUAUUAAACAGAUAGUCGGAGAGACACUGGACGCCGUAAAGGACUACGAAACCGUCUUGAAGCGCGAGCCGAUAAAGCCCGUCCAAGUCGUGUCACUGAUUGGUCUAGCCGAAGCCCUUAUAGCCGCCGCCAGGAAACACUACGAGCAGUUCUUCCACGCCAACGUUAAGGAUGCCUGUCUCCGUGCUCUUGUCUGUCUCAUAAGGGCCGCCAGCAUAAAACCCGAGAGCGCUUGUAUCUGGAAGUUGAUUGGUGACGCCUGUACUCUGCUCUACCCAAUGCCCACGUCUCUCUCCAAUUUUAGCAUCCCAGCGAAACUGAUCCAGAAAGAUGUCGAGGAUCUAGAGGAGAUGACUGAAGUGGAUAAGAUGCAGAUUCUACAGAUUGGUGCCAGGUGUUAUGGGGUAGCUCUUCAGGUGACUAAAGAUGAUGCUAUGCUCUGGCACGACCUUGGGGUCAACACGUACCUACAGGGGAAAGUCUUGGAGGAGGGUGUGGACGGGAGGAACGACGUCAACACCAGAGACUUGAUGGAUCGGUCUGUGAUGGCGUUAAGGAAGAGCCUCAGUUUGGACCCUCUGAACGGCAAGACUUGGAACUCGCUUGGCAUCGUAGCCGCUCAUAAUUUAGUGGGGCAAUACGCUCUAGCCCAGCACGCCCUCAUCAGGGCCUGCGAGUACCAGCCCAAUGCGGUGGUCUGGACUCACCUGGGAGCGUUCUACCUGACACACAGCGAACACAGCCUGGCACAUGAAGCAUUCUCUCAGGCCCAGGCACUUGAUCCAUCCUUCGUUACUUGUUGGGUGGGACAGGCGCUCGUCGCGGAGAAGGUCGGCCACUCUGAGGUGUUCGAUCUCUUCCGACACACGACUCUUCUGGGCAUCCAAGUGGAGAGUUGCGUAGGGUAUUCUCACCACGUCACAAAUCUAGCGAGCGACUCUAAGAAGAACACCAAUCAGCGGACUCAGUACACCAUCAAGCAGUCUCUACCGGCCGCAACAGACGCCUCCACCUUCUAUUCACGGGAGAAAGAGGAAGAUGUCAUUGGUCUAAACAUGAACGGUCUGACCUUGGAAAUGAUGGGCCUCUACCAAUCAGCAGCCAAGGCUUAUGAAAUGGCCAUGGCAGCAAUUGACCCAGACCAGCCCGAGAUGCAGGAUUGCCUUGAUGGCGUGCGGUGUAACCUGGGCAGAACGCUUACUGCCCAGGGGAAGGUGGAGGAAGCUAUGAAACAGUUUAAAGCCAUCAAGAGUCCAGAUUACUUCACCCAGUGUGGUCUAGCUCUUGCCAGUUUGAAAGCGGGCCAGUUCGAGGACGCAUACAAUGGCUACACCGCUGCCCUCCACUGGCUGGCACCCGACGACACGCAGAAGUCACACAUCCUCGUAGCUCUGGCAUCCCUGCAGUACAAGUUCCAGAAGUCCGACGAAGCCAAGAAUCUCCUCUUCCAAGGGUCACAACUGAGCGGGGCGUCGGUACGUGGACUUUUGGCACUGGCUGCGUUGGGUCUGAUCUCUGGCGACGCCGUGCUGACCAGUGCGGCGUUGGCUGAACUCGCUCCUUACGAACACCACAAAGAUUACCUCCACCACGUAGCGUUUAUUAAGGCCGCAGAAGCUACUGCACGGGGGAACACAAAGGAGGCCAAGUCGAUCCUCAGCCGCACGAUCCACCAACACCCGUCAAGCGCUCCUCUGUGGCGGUCGCUGGCCCGUCACCUGCUCACCACCACCACGUCGACCAGCAAGAAGAUCAGCGGCCAGUGUUCGGCGGCGGCCAUGUGUGCCGCAGCUGCCACCAAACUGUCUCAGGCGGCCGGAGAACACAAGACCAUCACCCAGGAUGCUGUAACAAGUGUAAUGGCCACCCUGGGGUUAGAAGUUAGCAUUCAGAGGAACUCCAAAAACAAGACCAGCUUGAAACAGGCUCAGCGAGCUGUCCUCAUGUGUCCAGGUUCCCCGGAGGCUUGGGCCAUGCUCGUGGCAGCACAGAUCGUUGCCGGCCACGGCCAGACUGACACACAUCUCGCACCAUUGGCAAAGAUCUUGUCUCAGAAGGGAUCCCCACAAAUAUCCUCGUGGCUACAAACAAUAUCGACUAGACUGGCGUAGGCUGCUUGGAGCUAUACAAAAACCCGAACAUUAUAACCGAGGCUUAUUAAACAGUGUAAAUGCCUUCACGGUUCACAUAACGUGACGGCAAAUUGCGUUCCAGAUUCUGAAAUGCUUAUGUGAUAAAACCAGAUAAGAACACCGGGCAAUCAGAGCUCAGGAGAGAUGGUGGGGUUGGGGGGGGGUUAAAGAACAGGAAGACGAUGAUGUUCACUAUUGGUACAACUUAUUGAUAUUAUUUAAAACUUUAUUGAACCUAUCUGAUCUUAUAAUUUGUUCUAUACAUUUAUCUAUAUUCAUCAUGUCCUGAUAUAAAAGAAUAUAUAUAUAUAUAUACAGUAGAACCUCUCAAGUCUGUGUAUUCUCUUACUAACUGACGAUCUUGGUAACUCGGUGAAUUAAUUUGAGAUUAAACGUUAGUACCGCCACAGACCCAUAAUACCGGGAGUGAAUGACGUAUCUUCCCAUCUUUGACCGCCUCACUACCCAAACACGCUGAUUGUUGGCCCUGGCGACCACUUUCAUGAGGUUCCACAGUCCUGUCGAGUGUUUAUGUGUGGAAUAACUGAACCGUUCUGUUAUUAUAUGCGUGAAACCCCCCCCCCGAUAUAGUUCAUUCUCUUGCUGUACCCAAAGAAGUAGUUUGAGUGGAUCAUGACAUGAAUAAGAUACAGUAUUACUAGCUUUAAAGACCAGACAUUAUCAUAAAUUAAAUGAAGGUUGGAAUACAGACAAGAUAUACAGUAAAGUUUGUCCUUAUCAACCAAAGUACACAGUAAAGUUUGUCCUUAUCAACCAAAGUACACAGUAAAGUUUGUCCGUAUCAACCAAAGUACACAGUAAAGUUUGUCCUUAUCAACCAAAGGUGCAGUGUACUGAUGUGUCUGGCCUCUUAAUAUCAAGUGGGAAGAUUUGAUUACUGUGUUUUUGACUCAUGUUCAGUAUUACAGUUAAAAUCCAAAGCUGCUGAAGGUAGCCUGAACGACUGUAUGUACGGCCACGAAGAAAACUGCACCGAAUUAUUUGUAGUCUGAAGCACGCCUCUGGUCCUGGAGUGUCGGUGAGGAAACUUUAACAUAUAGAGACAUAGAAGCUUUAAUAUAGAAUGUACCUCAUCAAGAAAGUUCCAUGAAAGGUGACGAAAUUUUGUAACAUUAUUUAUCUGUGUAUUUGGUACUUUGAAAUCUCUUGGAAAUGUGAAUCAAAAAUAAGUUAAGUGACUGAUUCUUUUUUUUUUUUUUUUGUAAAUUAUCUGUUGUGAGGUUUGUGAGUUAAAUAUUCAUGUGGUUUAUUAGUUAAUGGAUCUUUUAGUUUAUCAUCUAUUUUGUUUAGUUAAUGAUGAAAAAAAUGGUUUGAGUUUAGCUUAAUUACAAGCUGUUUGAACCAAGUGUUGGCGGUACUAAGUGGAUGGUUCCUCUCUUAUUCCUGCCUUAAUAUAACUUUUUUCAAUGUUACUUUAUUACAGUUGAAUCUAUUAAAUGGUGAAUAACAUACAGGUAUAAAUCUAGUCUUUUAAAUAUGGUACAGCCGCCAGGAUUGUUAUAAAAAAAAUUAGUCUUGUCAGAAUCUAUAUCUAGUGUGAUGUAAUUUUUUUUUCUUCAUAUAUGCAUCACAAAUUUGUUUCAGACAUAUUAAUAUUGUAUAGUUGUUUAAGUUUGUUUUAAAAAUGGAAACAAUAUUAUUUCCCACCACCAUGAUGCAGUUUGAUUCACUAGUUGAUGUAAACGAAGCCAUAUUAUGAACUGUCGAUCACCGAGCUUGAGAGAUUCUACUGUAUUAUCCCGACUCCUGCAGAGUGCCUGGUGUUAUACCGUGAUAUAUUAAUCUAUAAGAGACAAACUAGCAUAAUUCUCUCCAUUUAUAUCCUGGUGAUGUCGUACGAACAAAUAUAUCCGCAAACAUUA